AUGGCGUCAAAUCAACAAAAGAUUCAAGACCUUCAGUCUCGAAUCUCAAAGGAACGUAAGAUCAUUCAUGGAUUCCAAGUGAUGCGCACUGCUACGUCGAAUCAGGACAUCAUUCGAUCAUGCGACUCAAAAAUCCGAGAUAGUGAAAAGACUAUCAGUUUCUAUCAACAGUCCAUUCAAGAAUUAGAAUCUCCUUCCGAACAAUCUCCGACGGCACCCACGCCAACUUCUUCCACUUCCCUUCAACUUGCUUCUCCUAUUCCCAAGUCGGUCAAGCGUUAUACUGCAUUAGAUUUGAUCAAAUAUGACACACCCCUCACGGCGGCUAAGAUUGGUCGAAUGCUUCAUCAGCUUGAGUUCAAGAUUUGUGUUGAAAGUCAAUAUAAAAAUGGAAUCGAAAAGAUGAUCAAACUUUAUCAACUUGAGGGUGAUAAAAAGAGUCGUGCUGAAGCCGAACGGAAGCGUGUCGAGUCAAGUCAGAAGAUGCUCUUACUUGGUCAAGCACUCAAGCGUUACAAGACUUUAGAGGUCACUGGAAUCGAAGAUGAGGAUGCAGAAUCGGAAGAGCGCAAAGGACAUCCUCGUCGUCCCAUCUCGGGUGCCCUUCAAAUCACCAUCACUUCAGCUAGAGACCUCGACCAUGCUCCCCUGUCCUCCAAAAAAGGCACGACAGAAACAGUCGUAGUGGUCAAGGUCGAAGACACUCCCCGUGCUCGUACUCAUCCCGUCCGUAAUGAUCGCUGGCACGAAGAGUUUGAAAUUCAUGUUGAUAAGGCCAACGAACUUGAGAUCAUCAUCUAUGAUCGCAUCUCAUCCAAUCAAGACUCGGUCAUUCCGAUCGGAUUACUUUGGGUCCGUAUCAAUGAUGUAGUCGAGGAGCUUCGUCGCAAGAAGAUUGGUAACGAAUCCGGUCCGGGCUGGGUCACGGCUGCGCGGGUCAAUUCUAGAGGUGGGGGGAGCGCAGGCGAGCUGGCCAUCGGUGGCUCUGGUAGUUCUGGAUCGCCGAUCACGAGUCUCGGUUCACAGCCUCCCGGAAUACCCACUGGUGGAAACUCGUCAGAGGGAAUUGAAGCCUGGUUUGCGGUUGAGCCGGCCGGCGCGAUCGGCUUAAAUCUCAACUUUGUCAAGUCUAACGUCCGCAAAAGACCCUACGAGACCGCAGGUCUCGGACGACAAGGUGCGGUGCGAAAGAAAAAGGAAGAAGUCCAUGAACAAAAUGGCCAUCAAUUUAUAGCUCAACAAUUCUACCAGAUUGUACGAUGUGCCCUCUGCGGGGAGCUUUUGUACAAUGCUUCUGGCAUGCAGUGUUCAGAUUGCAAGUAUCUCUGUCACAAACGUUGUUUCACGAAGGUGGUCACGAAAUGUAUCUCCAAAUCGAAUGCAGAUGCAGACGAGGAUGAAGAAAAGAUGCUGAACCAUCGAAUACCUCAUCGAUUUGAGCCGAUGACUACCAUCACCCCCGCUUGGUGCUGCCAUUGUGGAAUGUUGCUACCGUUAGGACGAAAGAAUGCUCGCCGAUGUACAGAGUGUAGCAUGACAUCACAUGCCGACUGUGCCCAUCUUGUGCCCGACUUUUGCGGAAUGUCGAUGGAGACGGCCAAUAGACUUUUACAAGAAAUCAAGACCGCUAAGACCAGACAACACACUCGACUCAGCUCUCAUUCGCCUUUGAAACAAGAUCACAUUGGCUCGCCUAAUCGCCCAUCAGCCACCUCUACAAUUGAGUCAGCUGAGAAACUUCAUCAAGAAUUCGGUCGUGUUCAGCUCGGCGCGCCUUUAUCGACGCCCCCGAGCACCGAUUACCAUUCACGAGUCAGUUCAACCAAUAUACAACCUCCCCUUUCGGCUGGCCAUACGCCUGUCCCAAUCCAUCUUCCUUAUGGAGAGUCUGAUGGUCAAGAACGGCCGUCCGGGUCUCGCCCAUUGCCAACCCCUAUGGAACCCAUGCGAAUGCCUGAGCCUCCACCCCCUGGGCUCUUUGGACCGGGUCCACCUCUUUCUUCAGGCCCCGCCUCGCGUCCCUUGCCACCUCAACCACAACCAAGACUAUCCCAAGGUCCGCCUGCAAAUACUUCGCCGCAACAAAUGACAUCGCCGCAACAACAACCCACGUCAAAUCGAUAUGAUCCUCGCAUCACUUCACCUCCAAUGUCUUCGCCUACCAAAUCCAUCGCUUCUCCCAUUACCCCGAGUGGUAGCAGCACGGCUAUCAUUAGCACCCCAGCAUCGUCAAGAUCUAGGUCAGGUAGUAAAGCGCAGAGGAAAAUCGGAUUGGAUGACUUUAACUUCUUGGCUGUCUUAGGUAAAGGUAACUUUGGAAAGGUGAUGUUAGCUGAAGAAAAAAGAUCAGGCCAGUUAUGGGCCAUCAAAGUCUUGAAAAAGGAUUUUAUCAUUGAAAACGAUGAGGUAGAAAGUACGAAAUCCGAAAAGAGAGUCUUUUUGACGGCUAGUCGCGAACGACAUCCGUUCUUGAUUGGAUUGCAUUCUUGUUUUCAAACUGAGACUAGAAUUUAUUUUGUGAUGGAGUAUGUUAGUGGAGGAGAUUUGAUGUUGCAUAUUCAACGAGAGCAAUUUACUCCAAGACGAGCUAAAUUCUACGCUGCUGAAGUUUUGCUGGCAUUGGAAUAUUUUCAUCAAAAUGGAGUGAUCUAUCGGGAUUUGAAAUUGGACAAUAUCCUUUUGACGCUUGACGGCCAUAUCAAGGUUGCUGAUUAUGGGCUGUGUAAAGAAGAGAUGUGGUAUCAGAACACGACUAGCACAUUUUGUGGUACACCCGAGUUCAUGGCACCUGAAAUCUUACUUGAACAAAGAUAUGGUAGAGCGGUAGAUUGGUGGGCGUUUGGGGUGUUGAUCUAUGAGAUGUUAUUAGGACAAUCGCCAUUUAGAGGAGAUGAUGAGGAUGAAAUUUUUGAUGCGAUUUUAGAAGACGAACCACUUUAUCCGAUUCAUAUGCCAAGAGAUUCAGUUUCGAUUUUACAAAAAUUAUUAACUAGAGAUCCAUUAAGAAGAUUAGGUGGAGGACCUACUGAUGCAGAAGAGAUCAAAGCUCAUCCUUUCUUUAGGGAAACGGUUUGGGAAGAUGUGUACAGAAAGAGGGUACCUGCACCUUAUUUCCCUACUGUCAAUGGACCGAUGGAUGUAUCGAAUUUCGAUUCAGAAUUUACCAAAGAAAGUCCUAGAUUAACACCUGUUCAUAGUCAAUUGAGAGCUGAGGAUCAGAAAGAAUUUGAAGGCUUUUCAUGGACUGCCCCAUGGGCCCAAUAA
Molecule: messenger RNA, 3264 nt
Organism: Melampsora larici-populina 98AG31
Lineage: Eukaryota; Fungi; Basidiomycota; Pucciniomycetes; Pucciniales; Melampsoraceae
Exons: 12
Coding region: 1-3264 (1087 amino acids)
Biological process (GO): signal transduction; fungal-type cell wall biogenesis; protein phosphorylation
Molecular function (GO): ATP binding; diacylglycerol-dependent serine/threonine kinase activity
Source: RefSeq, a predicted model, not a curated record